Daucus carota subsp. sativus is the source of this 3571-nucleotide messenger RNA. Its product is annotated as glycine dehydrogenase (decarboxylating), mitochondrial. Gene Ontology annotation, molecular function: pyridoxal phosphate binding; glycine dehydrogenase (decarboxylating) activity; glycine binding. The record is from RefSeq and is a predicted model, not a curated record. The transcript is spliced from 15 exons. Gene Ontology annotation, biological process: glycine decarboxylation via glycine cleavage system. Bases 274 to 3390 code for a protein of 1038 amino acids. Lineage: Eukaryota; Viridiplantae; Streptophyta; Magnoliopsida; Apiales; Apiaceae. Gene Ontology annotation, cellular component: mitochondrion; glycine cleavage complex; chloroplast envelope.
AUCCUGCGCACUCCUUCGACCUUCCUUUACCACCCACCCCAACCAGAUCCUGAAUCCACAAUAUUUGAAUAAAUUAUUUCCUGAAAUUCAUUAAAAUUACUACACACACAGAGACACAGAUCUAUAUGUAUAUAAAUAAAGAUAAUGCAUAUUUCAUCAGCCACUCCACCACCAUACCUCACUCUGCUCAUGAGCCAUUGAAACAACCUCAAAUCUCUCUCCACACCCAAUCUUGGGUCUCUUGAUUCCCCAUUUUCUCGACCCAUUUCGCAGAUGGAUCGUGCCCGAAAGCUCGCUGGGCGUGCCAUUCUGAGGCGCUUAAUCUCAGACUCAAAGCAACAGAGGCCUAAUGAGCUCUUACCCCCUGUUAUCUACACACCUUCAAGGUAUGUUUCUUCAUUGUCUCCUUACAAUUUCAAUACCAAUCUGGGGAAAUCUGUGGGGAGCUUUAAUGGGUCUCUGUCAAGAUCCUUAAAUGUUGAAUCUUUAAGGCCUAGUGAUACUUUCCCACGUAGACAUAACUCGGCUACCCCAGAUGAACAAUCUAAAAUGGCUCAGUUUUGUGGGUUUGAGAGUCUUGAUAGUCUUAUUGAUGCUACUGUGCCUAAAAGUAUUAGACUUGAUGAGAUGAAGUUUAAUAAGUUUGAUGGGGGCUUGACUGAGUCUCAAAUGAUUGAGCAUAUGAAGAUGUUGGCUUCAAAGAAUAAGGUGUUUAAGAGUUUUAUUGGGAUGGGGUAUUAUAAUACUGCGGUUCCUCCUGUUAUUUUGAGGAAUAUAAUGGAGAAUCCAGGGUGGUAUACUCAGUAUACUCCGUAUCAGGCUGAGAUUUCGCAGGGACGGCUGGAGUCCUUGUUGAAUUAUCAGACUGUCAUUACGGAUUUGACGGGGCUGCCUAUGUCGAAUGCUUCGUUGCUUGAUGAGGGGACCGCGGCUGCUGAGGCAAUGGCUAUGUGUAAUAAUAUCUUGAAGGGGAAGAAGAAGACGUUUAUUAUUGCGAGUAAUUGUCAUCCACAGACAAUUGAUGUGUGUAAGACGAGAGCAGAUGGUUUUGAUCUUAAGGUUGUGGUGAAGGAUCUUAAGGACUUUGAUUACUCUUCGGGGGAUGUUUGUGGGGUUUUGGUUCAGUAUCCUGGUACGGAAGGUGAGGUUUUGGAUUAUGGGGAGUUUGUGAAGAAUGCACACGCGAAAGGUGUGAAGGUUGUUAUGGCUAGUGAUUUGUUGGCCCUGACGUUGUUGAAGCCUCCGGGUGAAUUUGGCGCCGACAUCGUUGUUGGUUCUGCUCAAAGAUUUGGAGUACCAAUGGGUUAUGGAGGUCCUCAUGCAGCCUUCCUGGCAACAUCCCAGGACUACAAGAGAAUGAUGCCCGGAAGAAUUAUUGGUGUCAGUGUUGAUUCUUCCGGCAAGCCUGCUUUACGUAUGGCAAUGCAGACUAGGGAACAACACAUUCGAAGAGACAAGGCUACAAGCAACAUAUGCACUGCUCAGGCAUUGCUUGCCAAUAUGGCUGCUAUGUAUGCUGUUUACCACGGACCUGAAGGUCUUAAAGUCAUUGCCCAGCGAGUCCAUGGUCUUGCUGGGAUACUAGCUGCUGGCCUAAAGAAAUUGGGGACCGUGGAAGUCCAGGAGCUUCCCUUUUUCGACACUGUGAAGAUUAAGUGUGCUGAUUCAAAAGCAAUUGCUGAAGCUGCUUACAAGAGUGAGAUGAAUCUUCGGAUCGUUGAUAAGAAUACACUUACAGCUUCUUUUGAUGAAACCACAACCUUAGAGGAUGUUGACAAGCUAUUCAAAGUUUUCGCAGGCGGGAAAUCUGUUCCAUUCACCGCUGCAUCUCUUGCAUCAGAGGUUCAGGAUGUUAUCCCAUCCGGGCUCGUAAGGGAGACACCGUAUCUAACGCACCCAAUCUUUAACUCAUUCCAUACUGAGCAUGAGCUUCUCCGAUACAUUCACAAGUUGCAGUCGAAGGAUCUCUCAUUAUGCCACAGCAUGAUUCCCCUAGGAUCCUGUACAAUGAAAUUGAAUGCAACAACAGAAAUGAUGCCUGUAACAUGGCCUAGCUUUACAGAUAUGCACCCUUUUGCACCUACUGAACAGGCUGAGGGUUAUCAGGAGAUGUUCAACAAUUUGGGUGACCUCUUAUGUUCCAUUACUGGCUUUGAUUCUUUCUCUCUACAACCGAAUGCUGGUGCUGCUGGCGAGUAUGCCGGGCUGAUGGUCAUUCGUGCAUAUCAUAUGGCAAGAGGAGACCACCAUCGUAAUGUAUGUAUUAUACCAGUCUCUGCACAUGGAACAAAUCCUGCUAGUGCUGCUAUGUGUGGAAUGAAAAUUGUGACUAUUGGAACUGAUGCCAAAGGAAAUAUCAACAUCGAAGAGUUGAAAAAAGCUGCUGAAGCAAACAAAAAAAAUCUUUCUGCUUUUAUGGUUACAUAUCCUUCUACUCAUGGAGUCUAUGAGGAAGGUAUUGAUGAAAUAUGUAAGAUUAUUCAUGACAAUGGUGGUCAAGUGUACAUGGAUGGAGCCAACAUGAAUGCUCAGGUUGGGCUGACAAGUCCAGGCUGGAUCGGUGCUGAUGUUUGUCAUUUGAAUCUCCACAAGACAUUCUGCAUUCCCCAUGGUGGAGGUGGUCCUGGCAUGGGCCCUAUUGGUGUAAAAAAGCACUUGGCACCUUAUCUUCCAUCCCACCCCGUGAUCUCUACAGGAGGUAUACCAGCUCCAAAUGAGGCACAACCCCUCGGUACCAUUUCUGCGGCUCCAUGGGGUUCUGCUCUUAUAUUGCCAAUAUCGUACACAUACAUUGCUAUGAUGGGAUCUGGAGGGCUUACAGAUGCUUCAAAGAUUGCCAUCUUGAAUGCAAACUACAUGGCAAAACGUUUGGAGAAUCACUUCCCUGUUCUUUUCCGUGGUGUCAAUGGAACAGUUGCCCAUGAAUUUAUAGUUGAUUUGAGGGGAUUCAAAAAUACUGCUGGUAUAGAGCCUGAAGAUGUUGCAAAACGUCUCAUGGACUACGGUUUCCACGGGCCAACAAUGUCAUGGCCUGUUCCAGGAACGCUCAUGAUUGAACCUACUGAAAGUGAAAGCAAGGCAGAGAUGGACAGGUUUUGUGACGCCCUUAUCUCCAUCAGAGAAGAAAUUGCACAGAUAGAGAAAGGAAAAGUUGAUGCCAACAACAAUGUUCUUAAGGGAGCUCCUCAUCCACCAUCACUACUCAUGGCAGACAAAUGGACAAGACCAUAUUCUCGAGAAUAUGCAGCUUUCCCCGCCGCCUGGCUCCGAUCCACCAAGUUCUGGCCAACCACUGGACGUGUGGACAAUGUAUAUGGUGACCGUAACCUGGUCUGCACUCUUCUCCCAACAAAUGGGGUCGAAGAGCAAGAGGCAGCAGCUUCUGCAUAAGUUCAUGCAUUACACUGCCAAGGGAAAGUUCCUUUCCAAACAUGUAACAUCAGUUUCUCCAUAUAUCUUAUUUUCUCCUGUAUAUAGUUUAUAAACUUCACAUGUGCUGUCUUUUCUCUUCAAACUAUAUUUGAACAGCAGCAGCAGCAGCAUUAAUACAUGAUCUGUCUUGAUUUAUUUA